Molecule: messenger RNA, 2895 nt
Organism: Plasmodium cynomolgi strain B
Lineage: Eukaryota; Apicomplexa; Aconoidasida; Haemosporida; Plasmodiidae
Product: QF122 antigen
Exons: 2
Coding region: 1-2895 (964 amino acids)
Biological process (GO): regulation of gene expression
Cellular component (GO): cytoplasm; nucleus
Molecular function (GO): mRNA binding
Source: RefSeq, a predicted model, not a curated record
AUGAACUUCAUCACGAGAAUGGGAAAGAAAGCCAAAGCCGCGGCUGCGGCGGUGGUCGAAGAGAAGCCAGCCAAGGAAAACAACGUGAAGGAUAACGCGGUGAACGAUAAGAAGCAGGCCAGUCCCAAGGCGACCGAGAAGGGUGACAAAAACCAGAAGGCUCCGAAGAAUGACAAGAAGGUGACCCCCAGCACGGGAGGCGAAGGAACGGCAAACGUGCAACUGAACGGAAGCGUAAACAAAAAGGAAAACGAGACGGACGGUAAGAAGAACAACAACGCGAAGGAGAACAACGUCAGUGGUGCCAGUAACAGUAAAGCUGAGCAAAACCAGAACGCGGCACAGAAGAAAAAGAAAGUGAACAAAAAUAGCAAGAAGGAGGAUGCUUCCCCGGGGAAUCAAAACGAGGACUCCAUGGAGGAGGAAAAGGUGAACGAGAGCCCCGCGCAAGGCAAGGCCAAGGGCGCGAAGAAGGACGACGCGAAGAAGGUAGACGGAAAGAAGGCCGAUGCGAAGAAGCCCGAUGCGAAGAAGGCCGAAGCGAAGAAGGCCGAAGCGAAGAAGGCCGAUGCGAAGAAGCCCGAUGCGAAGAAGACCGACGCGAUGAAGGAUGAACCCAAGGAAGAACCCAAGAAGGACAUGAAAAAGGAACUCAAGCUGAAGGAAGACGAAAGGAAAAAAAUCGAAAACGAUUUAAACAAAAAGUUUCAAAAGCUUAGCAAACAGGAUAACAGUAAAAAUAUAAAUGACAAAAUGGAGGCAGAAAUAAAUGCACAAACUCCGAGGCCAACGAAUAUGAAAAUGUCGUCCGCAGAUGUAGAAAACAAAUGCAAAGAAGCUAAACUGAAGAAGAAAAAAAUGAACCCCAAAAAUGAAGAAGAAAUGGAAGAAGUAAACACGUACAUUAACUACCUAGAGGAACAAUUAAAUAUAACGAAAAAUUACGAAAGUUUUAAAAAUUUUCAAAACAGGCUGAUUACUCUGAGAAAGACUUGUGAGGAGAAGUUAAAAGAAAAUGUGAAAAGUCUGUCCGAAAUUAAAGUCCAAGAAAAGAAACUACGAUUUGUUGAUAAAAUUAUAAAAUUUAAAAAAGAAAAACAUAACGUAACCAUUGUAGAGGCAGACAUCACAAACAAAGAAUUCGUCAUGCCUAGUGAUAAAUAUAACCAGUUAAUUAAGCCCUUCAAUUUUAUUAAUAAGAUACAGAGUAAAUAUGUCGUGUAUGUGGACAAAGUAAACAACAAUAACUUUGAGAAUAAAGUGUCCUUGUUCAUUUCAGGCUGUAGAGAAGAUAUAGAAAAUUUCAUAACACACAUAAAGAAUCUCGAUUUGACGGAAAAAAAUUAUUUAUAUAUGCCAAACAAGACCUUUAAAUCUAUGCUGAAUAUGCAUGAAGGUAGCUUUAGAAAAAUGGAAGAAGAGACAAAUGUACUGUUGCAUAUAGAUAACGAUACGUUGUACUACUGCGGAAUGAAAAGCGAUAUAGAACGGUUGAAGGAAAUAAUCGAAAAGGCCAACACUGAACAAAGUGCAAACACAAAGAAUAUUUCGAAGGAUAUUAAAUUGGAUUCUGUUUUGGGAAGAGGAUUUAACAAAAGUUUAUUAAAAGCUAUAGAGGCAAAGACGAACACAUUUAUCCGCAUGAAUUAUGAUUCCAAGAGUUUUGAAGCAUGGGCAACUAUUAAGGGAAAUAAAACAAGUGAUAUAGAAGAAGCGGAAGAAAAACUGAACGAAAUUAUCAAAGGAUUAGAAUCUAAAUUUGUAGAAUUCGAUGAAAGAGAAAUGUUUAAUUUGUACAAAAAAUGUGCCUACGAAUUGAAUGACAUUAAAAUUAAUUUGAACCUUUUUGUUGUUCGUCAUGAUAAUGGAAUUAGCCUCGUAGGAAAAGGAGAAAAUAUUCAGAAGGGAUUAGAAAUUUUGGAUUAUGUAAAAAAUGUGAUAUCCUCUAAAUCGGUCAAGAAAAAAGUAACUGAGGAAGAAGCCUAUCUAUUCAACGCCAACUAUAGAAAUUAUAUUAAGGCACAAACUGGAGCAGAGGUAAAAAUAUUCAACAAAACGAAUUAUAAAGAAUUAAAUAUCAGUGGAAAUAAAAACGAUAUAGACAAUGCUUUGCAACUAAUCGAUGAGUUAUUGGAGAAAAGAAAAUGUGUACAUGUUGAAAUUACCGAAAAGGUAAUUGCCAUGCUGUUGUCAGCCAAAGCACAAAAAAUUAAAGAAAUUGAAAAAGAUACUUCGACUAGUAUUCAGAUAAACAAAAAUAAUCACGUGGCACAGAUUUAUGGACAUGAAGAAAAUAUUGCCCUAGCUAAAGAUGUUUUGCAAAACUUGUUGCAAUCGGAUGAUAAAGAUGAAAAAUAUAGUACCAAUAAUAAUUACAUCACCGUAGAAAUGGUUGUCGAUACGGAAUAUAUUGGAAGCAUUAUUGGAAAGAAAGGUAGAACUAUUAAUAAAAUCCAGGAAGAAACAUUUGCCAAAAAAAUACACAUCGAUAAGGAUAGUAAGAAGGUCCUAAUUCAAGGCACUCCCAAAACGGUUGAAGCCGCGCAGAAGGAAAUUUUAAAAAUUCUUAACAGAGCUAAAGAAGAAAACGGCCAAAAUGGUACCUACCAAAACGAUCGUUAUAAAAACUUCAGUCAUUCUUUAACACCAAAUAGGAGAAGCACAUACCAGAACAGCAGCAACAAUACUAGGGCAGGCAACAAGUCUUCUUACCGACCCGAUUCGGCCAAAAACGGCGUGUACAUAAACACGAAUGACGAAAAGGCCUUCCCCAGCCUCCACGACGUCAGUAACAUUCAAUCCAGGAAAACGAAGAAGGCCAUCAACCAGGCCAACGUGAAGAGGCAGGACGAGCAGCAGCAGGCAACUGAGGCGGCGACCGCUGACAAGCAGUAG